Oryza sativa Japonica Group (Japanese rice) is the source of this 1594-nucleotide messenger RNA. Its product is annotated as protein ELC-like. Gene Ontology annotation, cellular component: ESCRT I complex. Lineage: Eukaryota; Viridiplantae; Streptophyta; Magnoliopsida; Poales; Poaceae. Gene Ontology annotation, biological process: protein transport; endosome to lysosome transport; protein modification process. Gene Ontology annotation, molecular function: ubiquitin binding. The record is from RefSeq and is a predicted model, not a curated record.
AAAAGCGGACAAACCAACCCGAGGCGACCGGCGACUCGGCGAGGCAAGGAAAAGAAAAAAAAAGGAAAAGAAAAGAAAAGAAAAGAGAGAGAAGGUGUGGUGGUGGAAGGAACCCUAGCGGCGGCGACCGGCUCCGAUGGCCCCUCCACCGCCGUCUCCGUCCCCAUCUCCGGCGAGCGGCGCGCAGUACGCGCACCAGUUCCUGAACACGGCGCUCUCCCAGCGCGGGCCCUCCGCCCUGCCCUACGCGGAGGACGUGAAGUGGCUGAUCCGCAACCACCUCGUCGCCCUCGCCGACGCUUUCCCCUCGCUCCACCCCAAGGCCGCCCUCUUCACCCACAACGACGGCCGCGCCGCCCACCUCCUCCAGGCCGACGGCACCAUCCCCAUCCACCACGCCGGCGCCUCCUACAACCUCCCCGCUGUCCUCUGGCUCCCGGAGCCCUACCCGCGGUCGCCGCCCCUCGUCUUCCUCUCCCCAACACGCGACAUGGUCAUCAAGCCCCACCACCCCCUCGUCGACCGCUCCGGCCUCGUCGCCAACGCCCCUUACCUCCGCUCUUGGGUUUUCCCCUCCUCCAACCUCGUCGAUCUCGUCCGAUCCCUCUCUCACCUGUUCGGCCUCGACCCGCCCCUCUUCACCAGGAGCCCCAAUCCCCCACCCCCUUCCCCUUCCCCGCCGAUCCCUGCCACCCCGCUCCCUCGCGUCCACCCCUCCUCCUCCUCCUCCCCCUCCCCAUCCCCCUACAGAUUCCCUGCCUCGCCCCAGCUUGCCGCGCGCCCCCCACCCACCGAAGACCCCGCUGAGGUCUACAAGCGCAAUGCCAUCGCUAAGCUCGUUGACAUGGCCUAUGCCGAUGCCGCCACGCUGCGCCCAGUCCGCGAGGCUGAGGUCGACACUCUCUUCGCCAUGCAGGCUACGCUGCGCAGCCGGGGGGAGGUGGUCUCUGAUGGGGUGCGCAAGAUGGGGGAGGAGAAGGAGGCACUUGAGCGCCGCCUGCAGGAUGUAAUGAUGGCCACGGACCUCAUGGAGGCGUGGGUCAUGGAGAACACCAAGGGUGCUGCCGGCGACACUGAAGCGGACGAGGCAAUUGAGACCGCAGAUGUACUGUCUAAGCAGAUGCUUGAGUGCACUGCUGCGGAUUUGGCACUCGAGGACACCAUUUAUGCGCUUGACAAGGCCAUUCAGGAGGGUUCUGUGCCAUUUGAUGGCUACCUCAGGAGCGUGCGAGCGCUUGCACGGGAGCAGUUUUUCCAACGCGUCCUGUCAACCAAGGUGAACAAGGCACAACAACAGGCUCAGGUUGCUAGAAUGGCUGCUCGGGCACCACAGUAUGCAUCAUAGGACCGGUGAGGGGUAACUUGAGUAUACUUACUUUGAUAUUGCCUUUGUCUACCAACUCUACUAUAGCUGUCACAGUGUAAAGUUCGUUUGCUCUUUGCACAUCUUUUUUGGGGUGGAUGGGGGUUACUUACUAGAUAUUGGAUGGAUGAUCCCAUGUCAAAUAAGAACCUUAGUUGGGAGUGCUGCACUGGAUCUUGUGUACGAUUUCUGUACUUCAAUACAUAUCUUCAGUUUUGUUCUUUGUGAUAA